Messenger RNA from Haliotis rubra (blacklip abalone), 1694 nucleotides. RefSeq lists its product as uncharacterized. Gene Ontology annotation, molecular function: protein binding. The record is from RefSeq and is a predicted model, not a curated record. Lineage: Eukaryota; Metazoa; Mollusca; Gastropoda; Lepetellida; Haliotidae. The transcript has 12 exons. The coding region runs from base 49 to 1509 and encodes 486 amino acids.
AAUUUAUAAUCGCAGCUGGUAGAAGCAGCAGAAAAGGUUUCAUUGAAAAUGGCAGCCAAGCGCGAUCUGGACGUGUAUGUGAAAUUGCCCACAGGAAGAAACAGCCAGUAUUACUUGGAGCCGACAGCCACCAUUCGCACUGUCUGUGAGCGCGUCGCUCGAGAGGAGCAAGUGGCGGAAGAGCUGGUCAGGAUAAAAUACCAAGGGAAAAUCCUCAAUAAGUCUCUUUCUCUGGCCUAUCUGGGAGUUCGGGCAGAGACUAUCCUGAAGGCAGAGAUCGUCACCCCACAGCUGUUGAACCUGGUGGUACAGUUCCCGGAUGGUCGCACGGAGGAGUACGCAAUGCAAAAUACGAAGAGUUUUCGUCAUCUGCAAGACAAAAUAGCGGAAGCGGAGUGUGCGUCGCUUGCCAAUGUCGUGCUCAAGAGUGAAGGGAGACAACUCGCUGGCGUCAGUUUGAUGGAUGUGGGUGUCAGGGAUGGCUCUGUUAUCUGCGUGGAAAUAAAAGAAGUCAACUCAGAAAUAUCAGAGGGCGCCACAUCGUUGUCAGAGGCACUGGAUCCGAAACAGCUGUGUGAGAUCAUGAGUAGUUUCGACAAUGGAGGCCGCCGGGUUGAGGUCGUAUUUUCUUUCGAUACGACUGGAAGCAUGUACGGCUGUUUAAACGAGGUACGACAGAAGCUGCGAGAGACGUGUUCGCGCCUCCUCACCGACAUACCGUCCAUUAGGAUCGGCCUCAUGGCUCACGGAGACUACUGCGACCACGAGUACCAAUACGUUCUGCGUUCAAUUGAUUUGACGGCCGAGGUUCAGAGACUGGUCAGUUUCGCCAAGGAUGUACCGCAAACAGGCGGAGGGGACGCUCCCGAGUGCUAUGAGUGGGUACUCCGCAAGGCCCAGCAACUGGACUGGUCUGAGGACUCGGCCAAGGCACUGGUGGUCAUCGGAGACGCUGAGCCCCACCCCCCAUCCUACACUGACCAGAACAUCAACUGGAGGGACGAACUGGACCUGCUGACCGGCAUGGGCGUGAAGGUGUAUGGAGUGAACGCAGGCCGUACAGGACAUGCCGUGCAUUUCUAUAAAGAACUUGCCGAGAGGUCCGGAGGCUGCUUUUUGGAGCUCCGACACUUGGACGUCAUCACAGAUAUGUUUCUAGCAGUAUGUUACCGGGAAUCCAAUGACGACCAGCUGGACGCCUUUGAGCGAGAGAUUGAAGAGAAAGGUGAAAUGACGGAGGAUAAGAAAGAAAUGUUCAAACAACUGGAGGAAAAAUCGUCACCCGAGACGGAAGCUAAAACAAAAGAUAACUACGUGCCUGAAGCCUGGUGGGAUUUAACCCGUGACACAGGACCGCCCCAGUACUCCUACCUUGCGGACAGUGAUCAGUGGGUUGACUACGAAGCCCCUGCGUCCAGCUGUAUGCCGACUUUUGUCUCAGCACCAGCCCUGUCAUCGACUGGAUCCAAGAAGAAGUACAAACGAAAGAAGGCUUGCGUUGUCAUGUGAACUGAGCUUCCAUGUGUUUUCAUCGUCACUUGUGUUGCCAGCACAGUGUCAUCAACUCAUCACAUAUAUCACACUCGCGUCACACGUGAUUCUAGAAAUUGUUUCUAGUCCAACAAAUCCGGCUCAUAUUUGACAGCUGACUACAUGUGAUUUUGACGUGAGUGCUGACCUCCGCUUGAUACGCU